Messenger RNA from Prorocentrum cordatum, 416 nucleotides. NCBI's taxonomy places the organism in Eukaryota, Dinophyceae, Prorocentrales, Prorocentraceae. The record is from the annotation of a GenBank genome assembly.
CUGUCCGAGGAGCAGGUCGAGGCCUACGUGGCGUUGUGCGCCAAGAGCUACGACGCGCUGCAGUGCACGCUGGGGCCCAAGGACAGGGCCAAGAUCGCUUGGCUGCGCAGCCUGCGCUCGGCCGAUCACAAGCUGGCCUCGAAGCUCACAGACCAGGUGGGCGGGGCUCAGAGGAAGUACGACAAGGCCGUGGAGGCUUUGGAGAGGGCCGCGCUCUAUGCGGCCAUGCUUGGAACGGAGUUGGAAACCUUGCAGGCGAAGCAGAAGGAGGCUGCUGACCGGGCCAUGCAGGCGUUCGCCCAGCUCGGCUCGCCGUUGACAGCUUCUGGUGCUGCGCAGGGCUCAAAAGCGCAAGAGAUUGGCGACGCCUCACUCUUGGCUGAAAUGCAGGCGCUGUUCGACAAGAUGCAGGACAA